Molecule: messenger RNA, 857 nt
Organism: Hylaeus volcanicus
Lineage: Eukaryota; Metazoa; Arthropoda; Insecta; Hymenoptera; Colletidae
Product: neurexin-1a-beta-like
Exons: 2
Source: RefSeq, a predicted model, not a curated record
AGUUUUUGUCGCUCUCAGCAGGUCGCCAGCUGACAGUGUUCAACAGCCAGUCGACGAUUCAAGUCGGUGGUCGAUGGAACAGCGACAAAGCGAGGGUGGAGAGGCCGUUUUUGGGGGUGAUAGCAGGCCUGGUUGUGAACGGUGCAAGGAUUUUGGAGUUCGCCGCCUCGAAGGAUGCAAGGGUUACCGCCAAAGGGGAUGUUCAAUUGUUACCAGCUGGGAGCUUGUUGGAUCGCGCCGCUCCUCUGCAAAGAAUGCAACAGACACCAGCGUCCGGUUUUCCAGGCAUCGCGGAUGACCUAAUAUUUUCUGGCGCCGGAAGUGGUUGCACCGCCGAUGACGAGGACGAAGAAUGCACACCGAUCUACAGCCCUGAUUCCGGUAAGUGUAAACGACACUUCCGUUGGCGUAAGUAGUUCCUUCUGCACGCACGACAAUUUUACAUACAUGUUUUUCAUCAUUUAAAAUUGCCCAUUGACGUUUCGAAUAAAAACGAACGUCACCGACAAUGUGUACGAAUCAUUUCGAUCGAUCCAAAUUUGUUUUUUUUUCUUCUAAUAACAAAAUACAUCAUCUUGCAGGUUUUAUGCUAAUCGUGCGAACUUUCGUUUAAAGUGAACAAAAUUUGAUGCGUUCUAUACCAUUCGUGUUUUAUUAAAACUUGAAAUCCUGAGGAUUUCUUUUAGAAAACUCUGCAUAUAGUCGAUGAAUGCAUCGAGAUGUCUGGAAAGAUAUUGUACAAUUUUGCGUUCUAAAAAGAAAUUGCUUUUGGGGCUAUUUCUAUGUUCGAGAAAUAUUUUUAUAAUUUUUUAAUAACUAAAUCUCUUCUUCGUUUGGAAUAUUUUAGAAAUCACGCA